This is a messenger RNA of Acanthocheilonema viteae, 1194 nucleotides long. The record is from the annotation of a GenBank genome assembly. Lineage: Eukaryota; Metazoa; Nematoda; Chromadorea; Rhabditida; Onchocercidae.
AUGGAUGUAACAAAUGAUUUCGAUCCGGACGCAUAUGCUAGACCUAAAUUUAAUAGUACAAUAUUGGGACCGGAUGAACGAUCAUAUGAACGGGAAAGGAAUGAAAAUAUUAAACAGAAUGCUUUGAAACUCUCUCCGAUUCUGAAAGAUCGAGUGCAGUUCAUAGGUUCCAAUGACAGCCUAUUCUGGAGACAGCAUCGCUUUCAUAAUUCUGAAGAGUGCUUCGAGCUACAAGACUGUGAUAUAAAGGCUAAAAGAAUGAAGCUUGAAGAGGAGACAACGUCAUCAUUUUUGAGAUCUGAUUCUAAAUCUGCUGAAGCUGAUAAAGAAAAUAUGGAAAUGGUGGCGUCGGAAUCGGACAUUCCUUCUGAAAAAUCAACUCGACCGAAGGGUAAUAGUACUGCACGUUUUCACAUAACAAAUCCAUUCGACAGUGAUAUUAUGGGAAGCCUUUGUGCAACUACCUACAGCCCAAGCCUUUUUAAUAAUUCUAAGAGAAAUGUAAAAUGUGAAACUCCAGAAAAGUCAUUUCGUUGGUCGAUUGGGCAAUUGUCAGAUUUUCAUCCGGUGGUUAUUGACGAAACAGAGUCACUGUGUCAAACACCGAAUCCGGUUGAAGAAGACCAAAUUAAUAAUGCUGUUGACAAAUUUUGGGCAUCCCAAAAAUUUGUAUUCCCAUCUCCUUACUUUACUAGAAAGUCAACAAAUUCAGAACAAGAAAGUAGUCCAAACCUGAUACGGAGAUCAAAAGCUUUGGCACGAGAAUCUCCGUUAGCGUUUCCAGUUGCAGCUCAGUUUAGUGAAUCACAUCGAUCCGUUGAAGUGCAGACUGAUUUUACAUUUCCACCAGACUUUGAUUUAAUAAGGCUUCUAGGUAACCACUUCCAGUAUGAGGAAGAUGAAAUGGCGAUUUUGGAAGCGGAUUUAUCGUUGAAUACACUGCGUCGUAAGCAUUUCAUUGAUGCAUUCUCUUCUCAAGCAAAUAUCGAAGAUGAAAAUGAGGGCUGGAUGGCCAUUGAUCACAGCUAUGAUGAAAGAGAACUGUUUAGUGAUGAACGUCCUGCAUGGUACCAUUCGAAUGAUGAUAUGGUGUCAACAGGGGAAGUUCCACGUGAUGAUGUUGUGGAUCGAAAUGAAGGAGCUGAAAUCAGCGAUCGUUUGCUUUCCCCAAACAUUUCACCAAUAAAAAAUUAG